This is a messenger RNA of Peromyscus leucopus (white-footed mouse), 1728 nucleotides long. RefSeq names its product choline kinase beta (gene Chkb). Bases 320 to 1504 code for a protein of 394 amino acids. The record is from RefSeq and is a predicted model, not a curated record. Gene Ontology annotation, cellular component: cytoplasm. Gene Ontology annotation, molecular function: choline kinase activity; ethanolamine kinase activity. The transcript is spliced from 11 exons. NCBI's taxonomy places the organism in Eukaryota, Metazoa, Chordata, Mammalia, Rodentia, Cricetidae. Gene Ontology annotation, biological process: CDP-choline pathway; phosphatidylethanolamine biosynthetic process.
CUUGGUUCCGGACACAGUCCACGCAGGAGCCGGUCUCUACGGAGACCCGCCCACGGGGCGUGGCCAGAGCGCGCCCCGCCGGGGAAUGCGGCCGUCGGUCUUUGCCCUCCGCACCGCACCCCUGAGAACGGCGCUUGACUUGGAAACAGUCCCAGCGCUGGGACCACGAAGGAAGCCGAAGACGGUCGCCAAGAGCCGCGAGGACGCCCAAGGGACGCUCCGGCCGGCCGGAAGCGGAACCGAGCCGAGCCGGAAGGAGCGAAGCCCACCUGAAGGUUGCUGAGCACCGGCGGGCGUUGAGCCCAACGGAGCCCGCGUCAUGGCGGCGGACGGGACCGGUGUAGCCGGAGGAGGUGCUGUCGGCGGCUGCCUGACCAAAGACAGCUUGCAGGAUGCUAAGUGCCCAGUGCCGGUCCCCAAUCGCCGGCGCGCUUCCUCGCUGUCUCGUGACGCGCAGCGACGAGCCUAUCAGUGGUGCCGGGAGUACCUGGGCGGGGCCUGGCGCCGAGCGCAGCCGGAGGAGCUGAGCGUUUGCCCCGUGAGCGGAGGCCUUAGCAACCUGCUCUUCCGAUGCUCGCUACCGAACCACCUGCCCAGUGUGGGCGAGGAGCCCCGCGAGGUGCUGCUACGACUGUAUGGGGCCAUCCUGCAGGGUGUAGACUCCUUGGUAUUGGAAAGCGUGAUGUUCGCCAUUCUUGCAGAGAGGUCACUAGGGCCCCAACUUUAUGGAGUGUUUCCAGAGGGCCGCCUGGAACAGUACCUCCCAAGCCGACCAUUGAAAACUCGAGAGCUCCGGGACCCAGUGUUGUCGGGAGCCAUUGCAACAAAGAUGGCCCGUUUCCAUGGUAUGGAGAUGCCCUUCACUAAGGAGCCCCACUGGUUGUUUGGGACCAUGGAGCGGUACCUAAAACAGAUCCAGGACCUGCCUUCCACGGGCCUCCCCCAGAUGAACCUGCUGGAGAUGUACAACCUGAAGGAUGAGAUGGGCAACCUCAGGAAAUUGCUAGAGGCUACCCCAUCACCAGUGGUCUUCUGCCACAAUGACAUCCAGGAAGGGAACAUCUUACUGCUCUCCGAGCCAGAAAAUGGUGACAGCCUCAUGUUGGUUGAUUUUGAGUACAGUAGUUAUAACUACAGGGGCUUUGACAUUGGGAAUCAUUUUUGUGAGUGGGUUUAUGAUUAUACCCACGAGGAGUGGCCUUUCUACAAAGCGAGACCCACAGACUACCCCACUAGAGGACAGCAGCUCCAUUUUAUUCGCCAUUAUCUGGCAGAGGUUCAGAAAGGUCAGAUCCUCUCUGAAGAGCAGAAGAAGCUGGAGGAGGAUUUGCUGACAGAGGCCAAUCGGUACGCUCUGGCCUCUCAUUUUUUCUGGGGUCUGUGGUCCAUCCUCCAGGCAUCCAUGUCCACCAUAGAGUUUGGCUACUUGGAGUACGCCCAGUCUCGGUUCCAGUUCUACUUCCAGCAGAAGGGGCAGCUGACCAGUUUCCACCCAUCAUCCUGACAAUCCAACCCCACCUCAGAUUUCUCCUGAAGACUCCAGGGCAGGACCUUGGAGGGAGGGCCAAAGAGCAGGAGACCCCAGAGACUGGGCUGUGCCCCUUAAGUGAGACUGUUGUUAAAAUAGCUGACCUCUAUCCUGUUUGAGUAGUUGCCCAAGGUGGGCAUCUGGAAUCCCUGGGGCUGUGUACUUAAAUAAACGAACUGCUACGGAAAUAUACAAACUGA